Messenger RNA from Rosa rugosa (rugosa rose), 1467 nucleotides. RefSeq names its product probable acyl-[acyl-carrier-protein]--UDP-N-acetylglucosamine O-acyltransferase, mitochondrial. The record is from RefSeq and is a predicted model, not a curated record. Gene Ontology annotation, molecular function: acyl-[acyl-carrier-protein]-UDP-N-acetylglucosamine O-acyltransferase activity. Gene Ontology annotation, biological process: lipid biosynthetic process. Lineage: Eukaryota; Viridiplantae; Streptophyta; Magnoliopsida; Rosales; Rosaceae. Bases 78 to 1073 code for a protein of 331 amino acids. The transcript is spliced from 10 exons.
AAAAGCUACAGAAAGAGUGAAAGUAUUUAAAGAAAAAGGAAGUGUCCGAGUCUGACUGAGGUCACUGGUCGAACACCAUGUGUGCACUAUUCAAACUUAGCACCGAGCGCUUAUUCACUGCCCUGAACAACCAGAGCUCUCUAUCUCUGCGACGACGCUGCUUCUGCAGCACAGUUUCCGAUGGCUUCAUUCACCCCUCUGCGAUCGUUCACCCCAAUGCCGUUCUCGGCCAGGGUGUUUCAAUUGGGCCCUUUUGUACUGUUGGGUCGUCGGUGAAGCUCGGAAAUGGCUGCCGGUUACAUCCCGGAAGCCAUAUUUUUGGGAAUACUGAAGUUGGGGAGCGUUGUGUUUUGAUGACUGGUGCCAUUGUUGGUGAUGAUCUUCCGGGGCGUACUGUGCUGGGUUGCAAUAAUGUUAUUGGAUAUCAUGCUGUGGUUGGUGUUAAAUGCCAGGACAUGAAAUACAAGUCAGGGGAUGAAUGCUUUCUUGAUGUUGGGGACAACAAUGAGAUCAGAGAGCAUGCUUCAAUCCAUCGAUCUUCGAAGUCAAGUGAUACUACAGUUAUUGGGAAUAACAAUCUUAUCAUGGGUUCUUGCCAUAUUGCCCAUGAUUGCAAGGUUGGGAACAACGUUAUUUUUGCGAAUAAUACCCUUCUGGCAGGCCAUGUUGUGGUGGAAGAUUAUGCUCACACUGCAGGGGCUGUUGUUGUUCAUCAAUUCUGUCAUGUUGGUUCUUUCGCUUUCAUUGGCGGUGGCUCUGUGAUUGCACAGGAUGUUCCAAAGUGCAUGAUGGCUGCAGGAGAAAGAGCUCAGCUCCGUGGUUUGAAUCUUGAGGGUCUACGGCGUCAUGGAUUCACAGUGGCAGAGAUCAGAAGCCUUAGAACAGCUUACCAAAAGAUAUUCAUGCCUGCUGAUGCAAAUUCCAGUGGUUUUGAAGCACGUCUUGCUGAAGUGGAGCUCCAUGAUAAAUUGGCUCAUAUACCUGCUGUGUGCUCCAUGGUGCAGUCUAUCCGUGACUCUUUCAAAGAAAAAAGACGUGGACUAUGCAAAUUCAGACAUUGGAAUAGCUCUUAAAAGCACCAGUGACCUAACUGCUAUUGCUUUUACGAAAACUGAUGAUGUGCAUUGAUGAUAUGCUAUAUGAAGAGUUGAAGACUCAAAGCAGCUUUGGUUUUCUUUGUAGUGAAGAUUUAUACUGCAACAGUUCUCGCUAUUUGAUGAAAGAAUCGGUGACAGGAUGCAUUACAGAGAGAAGAUUCAAAUCCAUACAUACUGUAGAAGAAUUAACUUUGAUCAGCUUGCCAAAGGUUUCUUGUAGAUUACAUAGUGCAAUUUCAUUCAAGUUAUCAAAAUGAACAGUUUUUGAUAUUAUGCUGCCUUGUAACAUUGACCUUGAAGCACAUAUUUGUAGAAGCAAAUUGGUCUCUCCAAUUCAGAGAAAUUCCUAGAAAUGUGAUUUGUUCUGCGU